This is a messenger RNA of Chelmon rostratus (copperband butterflyfish), 2138 nucleotides long. RefSeq names its product farnesyl diphosphate synthase (farnesyl pyrophosphate synthetase, dimethylallyltranstransferase, geranyltranstransferase) (gene fdps). Gene Ontology annotation, cellular component: cytoplasm. The record is from RefSeq and is a predicted model, not a curated record. Gene Ontology annotation, molecular function: dimethylallyltranstransferase activity; (2E,6E)-farnesyl diphosphate synthase activity. Gene Ontology annotation, biological process: trans, trans-farnesyl diphosphate biosynthetic process. The coding region runs from base 300 to 1493 and encodes 397 amino acids. The transcript has 9 exons. Lineage: Eukaryota; Metazoa; Chordata; Actinopteri; Chaetodontiformes; Chaetodontidae.
UUUAUUUUGUAUGUUAUAGCUAGCCUUGUUGACAGACCGGAUGCAGGACACGAUUUAAGCUAAUGUCACCUAACGCUUCGUUUCAUUGCAAAGGAGCUUACUAGUUAAUGAUAGUAAUUCUAUUUGCUUAGCCCCUGUUCUUGUUGAUACUGACCCAAGUGGGCGAUGAUACAGUGGCAGUUUUCUUCAAUUGAAACAGGUUACCGACGUUUUGUGAUUCAGCAGUUACCGCCGCAGUCCGACGAGUUUGACCGCAGAUUGUUCACGGUUGUUAGGGACACUUGGACAGUUGGUUGGGGAUGACACGUAUGCUGAGUCGGAUCAUUAAUGCCUCUACAAGAAUACGGACCAUGUGGCUGGUGGUCUCCCCGCUUAAGCUAAAAAAUCCAUCGAUUCAGCUGUGCGCUUCGUCUUUCCAGGGAGACACCAUUUGCAAUGGGGAGCACAGCAAACGGGCGUUGCUAUCAGACCCUCAGCUGUUUGAAGCCAAGUUUGAGGAGCUGGUGACGGAGCUUGCAGAGAGGGACGUCCAGGAUCCUGCGCUGGCCGAUGCUCUGAGCAGGUUGAGAGAGGUUUUGGUGUACAAUUCCCCUGGAGGCAAGAGGAACCGAGGCCUGUCUGUGGUUGGCUCAUUGAGGGAGCUUCUUCCAGCCAGUCAGCUCACACAGGACAUGGUGCAGCGGGCUCUGUUGGUUGGCUGGUGCAUUGAGUUGCUUCAGGCGUUUUUCCUCGUGGCGGAUGAUAUCAUGGAUGCAUCUGUAACUCGGAGAGGACAGCCUUGCUGGUACAAGAAGGAUGGAAUAGGCCUGGACGCCAUCAAUGAUUCAUUUCUCUUGGAAGGGUCAAUCUACAGACUGCUUCGCAGACAUUGCAGGGAUCAGCCCUACUACAUCCACCUACUGGAGCUAUUUACUGAGACAUCUUUCCAGACAGAGCUCGGCCAAGCCCUGGACCUCAUGACAGCUCCCCCUGGUCAGAUUGACCUCAACAGAUUCACCAUGGAGAGGUAUAAAGCUAUUGUGAAAUACAAGACCGCCUAUUACUCCUUUUACCUCCCAGUGGCGUCUGCAAUGUACAUCGCAGGAAUUGUGAGCGAAGAGGAGCACAACAAUGCCAAACGCAUCUUGCUUGAGAUGGGAGAGUUCUUUCAAAUACAGGAUGACUACUUAGACUGUUAUGGGGACCCUGCUGUGACAGGGAAGAUUGGUACAGACAUCCAGGAUAACAAAUGCAGCUGGUUGGUGGUGACUGCCCUGGAAAUCAUGACUCCUGAACAGAGAGCAAAACUGGAGGCAUGUUACGGGCGCCACGAUGAUGCCAGUGUGGAAAAGGUCAAAGCACUGUACAACACCCUGCAAAUGCCAGCGCUGUACCACAAAUAUGAAGAUGAGAGCUACCAACGGCUACAGAAACUCAUCGCGAGUCACGCUCAGAACCUUCCUCACUCAGUCUUCCUCAACUUUGCCGAGAAAAUCUACAAGAGGAUCAAGUGAGAGGGGCCGGUGGUUCCCUUCUGACUUUUGCAAUGACGCACAGAUCAGCUCCUCUUUCUUUGAAAGAGGGUUUGCCCGGGACAAGGCUCUGACUCCCAACAGCGUGAGCUGAACAGGGCUGUGAUAUUUAGAAAUCCUGCGGGCAGUUUCUUAACUUUUCAAAGAUUUGUAGAUAUGUGGUUGUGAAUGCCAUCUUACAGCCUGUCUCUUUUGCGCCAUGUUAUCUAUUUAUCGAACCCAGUGCAUAAUGUACAGUCAUCUCUCUACUGCAAUGAAUCACAUGGUCUAGCCAGCACAUGUGUGUGCCCUGAAGAACAUAUGGCAGGAUGAAGAUACAAAUCACAUGAGAUAGUGGACAAAGUUUAGAUUUUUUUAGGAAUAGAUAUAAUAAUUACUGAGGGACUGAAAGGGACAGUACAUAUGUGACAGUAGAUGUACCUGUAUCAGCUCUCUAAUUCCGUUUAUUUUUAUAUUGCUACAAAAGUCUGCACUGGCCUGAAUGUUAUUGCUUUUAUCAGAUGUGUAUGACCAGUCAUUUUUUUUCUGUUUUAUUGUGUUAAUGUUUUUUCAUGUGUGUGUGCGCGCGCGCGUGUGUGCGUGUGCGCCUGUGUGUGUGUGUGUGUGCGUGUUGGCUAUAGAGCAGAA